AUUUACAUUUACAUUAUUUUGGUUUCCAAGCUCGUAAUUUUUCCUUGCUGCGUUUUCGGUUGUUAGCUAUUGUUUAUAUUUAUUGUUGUUGUUUCAGCGUAUUUAUUUUUGUUGCUGUUGCUGUUGUUGUAAUUUUAAAGGUCUUUCCCUCGUUUUGAAGGUGAAGUUUUUCGCGUAUGUCAAGCAUAAGCCCAUUUAUGUGCCCCUACAAGUUUAAGUGUGUAUGUGCUUUUGUAUGUAUAUACGUAUGUGUGUGUGUAUACAGUGGCGGCAGAAAUUUCAAGUGAAUUUUUAUGCAUUCGACUACACAUGUUUAGCUUUUUGAAACAUGGCCAUGUUGGCGCGCGCAAACUGAGCUACCUUCACACAUACAUAAAAUACACAUACAUACACACACAUACAUGUGCAUGUAUGCAAAGCAGAUUCUUAUAAAUUCGGCAUGAGCCGGAGCGAACGUUGAGUUCAGACAAGUGUCUACAUAAUUUAUGCGUGUGUCUCGCGCACGCAGUUGGCAAGAGCCAAUAAAACCUGUACGCAAAGUAAACACACACACACACACUCACAUGCAUACGCCGAAGCACAAAUGUAUACAAAACACUUUCGUGCAACAGCAACAAAAAAAGCGAAAUGAAAAUGUAUUCAAAUGGCAACAGCACUGUCAGCUCAUUCACUCAUUCAGUCAUUCAGCCAGGCGCUGUGCGCUCACCUCUGCGAGUGUUUGUGUGCGGCUGCUCGCCUCGCUUGGGCCCGCACGGCGUUGGCUGCCACAUUGGGCGCACUCGAUUGAAUGGACGACGCAGUCUUCUGCCACUUAUAUUUGUUGCCGUUGACUUGAGCUAAUUUGACUUGCUGUGACAGGCACGCAUGCAUCGGCAAACAACGACUAAAAGAGGGCCAAGGGCUCGGCAGGUACGGGGUACGGGGCGGCGUUGAUGUACGGCAUGAAAGCGUGUGCCCACAAAGCGACAAAGCUUGCCGCAUAACUUGCCACAGAGCAUGGCUGGCUUGCAGUGGCAGCUGCUGUCAGUGUGGCAUGAAGGAAGCAAAAGCAAACGGCUUGAGCGGAAAAUUUCUGAAUUUAUGAAUUUCUGACUUUCAGCCCUUUCUAGCCUUAUGCCGAGCGGCUUAUGACGGCACAGUCGUCGUCGUCAUCGUCGUUGUGUAGUCGUGCUGCCAUGCAAACGGCAAGCCGGAAGGAAACGUAAUUAAAAGUAAUUAGGAAACAUUAAUGUAUAUAAAUUUGUAUAAUUUUAUUUUUUCGGAAAAAAGAUGCGAGCGACGGAAGCAACAGAAAUGAAAAUAAAAUUUCCAACACACACACAUACUCACAGAUAAAAUAAAUAAAAAUAUGCAAGCUUAUACAGUUUUAAGUAAUGCUCAUACCUAUGUUAUAUAUAAUAUAUAUUAAAUAUAUACACACAUACAUGUUGUUUGGUAAAUGGCAUGUAAGCACUUACUUGCCUCAGCAAACGGUCGCGCGGCGGCGAGUUGAGUAGCGUUGACUGGCUGAGAGCGUGUAAACACAGUUGAGCUGCAAGUAGUGAAGUAAAACGGAAUGAAAUGAAGUGUUACAAGAUUGAGAUUGGUAAAUUUUAAUGAAAAAUCAUAACGGCGCAUGUAACGGAAUGCCGAUAAUAACGCAGUUUAUAGUUGGCUUAUCGUUUCGAUACUUUCGCAAUAUAACGCCGAAGUGUUGGUGGCAAGUGUAAAGAACAAUCGAAGACAAAAGAUAAGAAGAGGAAGCAGCAGCAUAAGUAGAGUACUUAAAAGAAAAAACAUUGCAGUGCUUUGUGCUCAAAUAAAAAUAACAAAAACACAGUGAAAAAUAAGUGGUAGUCGAGCAAGGCUGAGAAGGUGGGAAUAGCCACCAAAGUGGAGACAUCAAGUGUGGUCUCAUCGGUGCUAAAUUAAAUUUAUACCAUCGAGCGCACGAAACAGACGUUAUCCGGCCGCCCACUGCGGUUAACACAAAAGGAUGCGAGAAUAAAAUAAAAAUAAAAAAUAAGUAAAAUAAAAUAGGAAAAAUAAAAAUAACAAAAACGAAUAAAAUAGGCAAAACAAGACGACGCAGCAGAACGUAGAAGACAAAACGAAUGGGCUGCAAGUCCAUGUGGGAGCCGACGUGGCAGUCAAAUGUAAAUGGAACACUCAUUGCCGCUGAGCCGAGCGCAGCGCAGCGCAGACAACAAUUCACAGUGCUAUCGGUGUGGUAGUCGGUCUUUAACGGCCUGUAACCGACGACGACGAUAGCAUUGGACGGUAGGCGUGGGAGCGACCAACCGCCGACGAAGCAAAUGUAUAAUAAAUUGCAUGAAAAACUCAAUCAUUACGCCAGCAGCAGGGAGCUAAUUUAGUUACACACAUCACCAGCUAACAGCCAGCCCACAGCCUUGGCAAGCAGCAGGACCAACCUAUCAACCGGUCAACUGCUGGUUGGUGAUUUUGGGAGCUCAGAUUGAAUGACUUGUUCACACUGUGGUGUCGCAGCAGCAGAGGCAGAGACAGCGACAGCAACAACACUGUGAAUUAAUUUCAUUCACAGUUCUCAUCAACAACAACAGCAACAACAAAUCCAUCUUCAACAAGAACAAAAACAGCAACAACACAUACUAUUAUUAUUGGCAACGCUGUUUCAUUUGCAUUUGCUUGCAGCCACCAACAGCUUGAGGAAUAACCAAAGACACAACGCAGUUGGGGUCUGGUGCAAAGGAAUGAUCGUAUUAGUCGCCGUGGCAGGCAAAGUGACGGUACCAGUAAGACAGCUUAUGCCAUAGUCGCCUUGGUGUCACUUUAAGUUGCCGUCAGUGAAAUAGCAACAAAUCACUGUCAAAGGGCUCAUUGUCAGUAGUGUGUGUGCAUUAGAGUCGGUCGAACUUUGCAGACUCUAUAGUUUAGUUUCGGAGUAGUGGCGCGUAGGCUAGCGUCCGCUUGACGUUCGGUCGCUUGUGACAUUUUGUGACAGUAAACAUCUGGCUGUUUGUUGUCCUUCGUCGCUUGUCGUUCGUCGUUCGCUGUGCGCCGUGCCAACGUCAUUCGUCGUUCGAAGUUCGAAGUGUACCCAAAGGCGUUUGUUCGGGCGGCUGUGGCGUUGGGUGGGUGAUGCCAACCCAUUGAGAGCAAAUGAUGAAGCACAAGGGUUCCAGUUAUUGCUGUCGCUGGUUCACACUUUUCUUGCUCGCCAUGGGCAUUGUUCUUGUAUCGCCAGAUAUACACACGAAUUUUGCUGACAACAAUAAACAAACGACAACCAAAGGAACAACCAAAGGAACAACAGCAACCACAACAACAACAAUAAUGUCAACAACAACAACAACAACAAUGCAAGCAAAUACAAUGCGUACAAUGAAAAUGCUAGAAGCAAUGGGUUUCAUUGACGGCAACAGGUACAAUGUCAACGAUAAGAACGACAACAACAACAACAAUAACAAUAAUCUUAACAACUACCAUUCAAAUAUGUUGAUUGCCAACAGCAACAGGAACAGUAAAAACAGCAACAAAAUGUACAUUAGUGCACCGAGCAAGCAAGAGCUGUGGCGUCAGCAAUUGCAGCAGUUAGCGGAUCGAGCGUCGCCGGCGGAGAAGGUGGAGCAGGAGCCGGAGCUGGAACAAGAACUAGAGGAACAUAUGGUUUCAACGCCUCAAUCGAUGACAAUAAUGGUCGAAAAACCCACAACAAGCCCAGCAGCAGCAGCAGCAACCACAACAACAAUAAAACCAAAAACAACAACAAUAAUCAAUCCAAAAACAAUAGCAACAAAAACGCUAAGCGUCAGCACGGCAACAAAGCUAGCCGCAAGUAAACCGACGACGACCACAAUUACAAUAGCAACAAGCGCAAUCACAACGCGACACAGUGGCAGCACAAUAAAGUUGCCGCCUGACAACAUGGCCAAUAUAAAUGUCAGCGGCAUAAAUGCGAGAGGCACAGUGAUAAAUAAGCAACAGCUUCAAAGGCAAAACGAACAGCAACAACUACAACAACCACAGAAGCAGCAGCAACAUUGGCAGCAUGAAAGACGUCAACAACAACAACAGCAACCGCAACACGCACAGACCCUGGUUGUUGUUGCUGGCAAUAGAAGAGCAGAGCAACCGCAAAAGUACAUCGGCCAUACUUUGUCAGGCGACAGCGGCAGCACGCAGGCAUCCGCAGCAAUGAUUGUGGCAACGCCUGUGAGGCGUGGCGGCGAGUUGGCGAAUGUGACAGCUACAGCACAAACGCAAAUAGCAAUCAACGGUAAGAGCAAGAGCAGCAACAGCAACAACAAUAACCGCAAUAGCGACAUUGUUGAUGGCAUUACAACGCCAAUAACUGCAACAACAACAACAAGAAUAACAAUAGUAGACACAUUCAUAAUAACGCCAACACCACCACCAACAACAACAACAAAAACGCUAACAACACAAAGCAAGCAAUUUGAGUCAGCGCGCAUUUUAUACGAUUACAAAGCAACCGACGCCACCGACGACUUGAAGCGCACGACGGAAACGGAUGCGCAAAUGAUUGUGGCAGGGCAUGAGGAAAUGGAAGUGGUUCGUCAAUAUCAACACAAAUUUUCCAGCUCAUACUUAGACGCCGCCGGCAACAAGGACCACGCUGCUGUGGCGCACUACGGCAACACACACAGCUUUGCGGCGCUCGUACAAAUGUCGGCGAAGCAGCAACAACAGCAGCAAAGGCAGCAGCAGCAGCGCAAUCGCUGGGUGCGUCAGGCGGAGGAGGAGCCGAUAGACAAAUGCCGCAAGUUUAAUGAGGGUGAUGCGGCAAAAAAUGAAUUCUACAGUCCCGAUUAUCCGAACGAUUACCCAAAGAACAUCAGCUGUACACGCGUGAUUAUAGCGCCGCCAGGACAGAUAAUCCGUUUAGAUUUUCGUAAUUCAUUCCACAUUGAAGCGAAAGAGGAAUGCAAAUUUGAUGUUCUCGAGAUACGUGAUGGCCAGUAUGGCUUCUCGAACUUGCUUGGUAAAUUUUGUGGCACGGAUUUUCCACCGGAAAUCACAUCGAAGGAACGUUACCUCUGGCUACACUUUCAAUCGGAUGAGAGUAUCGAGUAUUCGGGUUUUACAGCCGUUUACGAAUUUAUGGAUCGCAGUAAAGAAGCUCCCACCACCGAUCUGAACUGCACAAUAGAAAAGUCGGGUUUCGAGGAUUUCGUCAACUCCACCGAUGUGCCCGAAGACAUUCGUGAUACUGUGAUUAAAAAUCGAGUGCCGUUAGAUUGCAUUUGGCGCAUACAGGUGCAGGAGAACUGGAAGAUACAAAUGAAAUUCGUGGAUUUCCGUUUAGUCAAACCGAAUGACUGUGAAGCGAAUUUCUUGGACAUAUUUCCCGAACAAACCAUCAUGCCUCUUAGAAAAAAGAACUUUUGCGGAUCUGCUGGUGAAGGCAUCACAUCCGAUUCGAACACGCUGAAUAUUCGUUUCUUUGCCGAGCCAGCGGCCAUCAAUUCAACAUUCUCCAUUUUAUUUACGGCUUUUCGAGAUAAAGGAUCUGGAAGUUGCACUGAUGAAGAAUACGAUUGUGAGGAUGCCACAUGCAUUGACCGCAAGCUCAGAUGCAAUUCACGUGACAACUGCAAAUUUCGUUGGGACGAGGAGGGUUGCAAUAAAGAGACCUCGGAAGUAUCUGAGCACAUUUACAUUAUCAUGGUUGUAUUCGGUCUAAUCUUGGGUGGCAUGAUUUUGACAUUCCUAGUGAAUUGCAUACGCAAGAUAAUGCAUGAUCAGAAAAUCAUACGGGAACACAUACGUCAGUCGAAGGAGAGCAAGCUGAACGAGUUGGGCCGCAAUUCGAAGGCGCGCUCAAGGGAAAAUUUAUCGAGCACAAUGCCGAGACCCAAGCAUUCGCAGACAUCGCUGCAAAUACUUAACGACGCAUCGAAUCGCUAUUAUCGCGAGGUGGUGCCCAUGUCGCGCGCCAGCAGCAAAAGCGAUCUCAAGGAGCGUGAACACAGCAUUCUGCGGCAACGCAACGACAUCGUGGUACAGACGAGCUUCUGCGUGGACGACAACAGCUCCGAGGCGACGGUGGAGGCAGCGUUAGCGGCAAAUGCCUGCGAUAUGGGCUGUCAAACGCGCGAAUCGCUCUUCGCCACACCGCUGAUGCACCAGAACUCGAUGGGCUCGCUAAAGGACAAGGCCAGUCUACAUUCGCGUUCACGUUUCUCCACAUUCGGCUACGAGGCCGCACAGCCGACGCCACCACCACCAUCACAGCAGCCAGCUAGCGCCCAUGUCGGCCAACUAACGGGACUAAAUAUACGCGACGCGCGGGAAUACAUUGAGAUGCGCGAACGACAUCCCGGCCCUAAGCCCAAAAUGCCGCAUAUGCACCGCAUGGAUGCACUGCCGCCCACACCGCCCACGCCAGCUGCACCGCCCGAGAUGUGCCACCAUCAUCAUCAACAUGCCGCGCACACGCAUGUACACACGCAACAACAACAGCAGCCACAGCAAUCACGCCAGCAAUCAGCGCAGCAACAGCAACAGUUGUCGAUGCAGUCAUCCAAGGAGAGUGCGGGCGGCGGUGGCGGCAGGUCAACCGCAGCAGCAACAACAACAGUAACCACGGCGACAUCAGCUCAGGGAAAAGGCAAGCCAAAGCUAAGUCAAUCGACAGCUUACAUAGACAUUAGGAAUUCAGCGCCGGAUGUCAUCAUAAUGACAUCACAUUGACAUUUAAGUAACUCAGCGAAAAUCACGCCAUAUCCACAUGGGAGCGCACAACAGCAACAACAACACCAGCAACAAAAACGCAUUAGCACACUCGAGCGACUAUGGGAAUGUGCUGGCAGCAGCAAAACGGCCAAUGUCGGUGCUACGGAGCGCGAAUUUGAGUGAAAAACGCACACGAAUGAGGAAGUCAUUUGGUUCGGUAAAGCUUUUAAGCGCACGGAUGUGCCAACAUAUACCCGCACACACACACACACGUGCUCAAUGUCAGUUGCUCGAAGUCACACAGCUUUCCUUAUUAAAUGCUUGAUUUGCGAAAGGUUAUUCGGCGCAAUUAUAUUGAGGUUAUGUUGGCGCAGGAAAUCGAUGAAUUUCAUUUUGCAACGCUUUAAUAUCAUCAAACAUGUAUUAUUAACCGAAAAUAUGUAUAUGAAAGUUCUAUUUCUAAUGUAACACUGUCCUUUAAGCCUAGUUUCAAGGCAAGUUUUAAUUCAAUUAAUCGAGAUUAAUCGAUUCAUGCUUUAAUGACUUGGCGGAUUACCGUGUUUUACAAUAUCUAGUUGGUAUUUAAAAAUGUAAUUAAGUUUUAUCAUAAAAUUUUAAUACCAAAUUUAUUACUAUUUUAUAAAUUUUAGUGACAGUAGAAAAUAUUAUAUCAUAAUUAACAAUUUUAGAAAAAUCUAAAUAACAUGAUUUUUAACACCUAUAAGUUACUGCAUUGCGGAUCCGAUUCAAAAUAACAGUGAAUAUCUACGUGAAAGCUUUUUAAAUUUUCCGCUGAACUUCGUCUCUCAAUCGUGAAUUUUCUCUAAAUCUUAUGCGUAAUAUUUUCCUACUUUUAUGAAAUACUCCACUUUUAGUUAUGAGCAAAAAAUAGUAAGACUUUGUUCGUAAUUCUAAAAUUCUUAAUUUAUUCUUCAAAAUCCAUGUUGUCCUCCUAGUAAUACCCAUCGACUUCAAUACAUUUGUGCUAACAAAACUAACAACAACAUCCAAUCCUCGAAACAGUUGUUAAAGUUAAUUUCCGGAAUAGCCUUCGAUUGACUCAAAACAGUUUCCACGGAGUGGUCGUUUGAAUUUGAGGAAUAGCCUGAAGACUCACGGAGCUGAAUCAGAAGAAUACGAUGGUUGCGGCACGAUAUUGGUUGAAAAUUUGGUGAUAAUCGAAGAAAACUGUCAACAUAAUCUUGAUUUUUGACCUGCUUUGACGUGGUUUUAUCGGCUUCGACUCACUUUUGCCCCAAUAUUCGGCAGAUUUAAAUUAUAAAAUCUUAUUAUUUUUUAACCACAGUAUAAGUUGAAAUGUUCAUGCGGUCAGGAAACGAUUUCGAAACCCUGAAAAUAGUAUAUAAAAGUUACGACAUUUAAACUUUUUUCUCAAAAGUCUCUAAAGUAAAAUAGGCAAAUUUGCAUCUCAAUCAAUCAUACUAAUCAAAAGUAUUGAGAGCUACUGACAAAGCUCAACACACUUAAAAUUUGUUUGUUGCAAAUCAUAGCUCUUAAAUCACUUGCCGAAAUGGGGUAUUCAGCAAAGAUACACAUUAGGAUGUGACCAUCGAAUAAAACUCGAGAAAAGGGAUCAAUGUUUAAUCAAAAUGGAAGUUGGAGGGGAGAGCUGUAAUUAAAUUGAAGGAUAAUAUCCACUAGUUAAUUAGAAAAAUCGUUUUUCUUUUGUGGAAAGAUAUCGAACAUACAUAUAUUUGCGAAUAUUUUUCUAUUAUUGAAGUCGUCGUUUCAUCGAAAACCAAAAUUUUGACUAGUUCUCACCUGCAUAUAUCUAUAGUAAUAAUGUUUGUUUCUUGAUUUUUUGAUUUGACAUAAUUUUAAGCAAAAAAUCUUCCACAGCUGCAAUUUCCUCUGCACAUUUUUUCGGAGGUUCUCCUCGAAAUCGGCUACUGUAUCAAGGAAAUCAUAAUUUGUUCUAAAUGAAUAACCGAUCAUUAAAGCACAUCAAAUUCUGUAAACGCGGAUUUUUUGUUUAUAUAUAAAAUUAAAAUAACGCGGUUUCCUGACUUGCUAGUAGCAUUUCUCCUACAUAUUAUUAUAUCUUGAGCGUUCGCUGCAAACCCGAGAAGACUUAAGGAAUUAAGUAGUUUUAGAAAACGAUGUUAGGACGAUUGUUGGAGGGAACGUGAUCAGAAAAAUUGUCAACGCUUUGACGAAGAAAUAUUCUUAAAAAUUUCUCAUAUCUAUAUUUUUUUCAUAAAUAUUUUAGUAGAAUGUCUUUAUAAUGUUUUUCGUUCUGCAGUAACAUAUUACAUGGUUUUAAAGAGUGGGGGAGGGAGAGCUUCAGGAGCGGAGUCUAAAUCUCAAUUAAAUUACUCUAGGUUAUAUACAUAAAUAAUGACAAUGAACUUAAAUACUUCCUAGUGAGAUAUUAUUUGGAAAGUUGGGAGAAGAAAAAUAAGAAAAUUCCUACAACAUACAUAUAUGUUCUCUUCAAAAAAGUACAAUGAAAGUAUAAGUAGUCCUUGGAGCAAAAAACGAUAAUUAUUUAUAUUAGACCAAAGCUAUAACCUUUAACUUAGCAAAUUAAUUAGUACCCUCACGAGACCUGACCGUGUCGAAAAGUUAGGUUAAUUGUUAAUAAGAAGUUCAGCAAUCUUUCUUUGAACCAUAUUUGUACUAGUUCAUGUUACAUAAAGAAAACGUUUUAUUAAUUCAACAAAACUUAUAAAAAAUUUUAUAUGAAACGCCAAAUAGCGUGGAGCUCCAAUAAAUCAUUUAUACUUGUAGUUUGCAGGUAACGCCCCAGUUCCUUUGCUAUUUAAUAGAACCUGUCUUCGAUUCGCGAAGCGUUGGAGAGUAGUGAAUCGAACAAGUUGACCAAAACGUUUCAGUAAGCUCUAAGUUUAGAAUCUUGCGUUGAAAAUCAAUAAAACAAAAGUACCAAAAUUUAGAGUGAAUAUUUUCGUAUAUUUUCUUGCAACUCGUUAACUUUGUUAUUGCUUUUGGAUGUAAAGUUGCAAGCAGAAAAAUGACGAAUCAAAGUAAAUGCAAACUAUACCUAAAUUGAGCUAUUACCCUAAUCUUCCAACCAUGGAUUGCAUUAUCUCUACACCUUUUACGAAAACUAAAGUUUCUCUCGCUAUAACUAUAUAUAUUUAACUUCCUUAUCUUCUAUUCUUCUUAUCUUAUCUUAUCUUCUUCUUCCAUAAAUAAUUUAAAAUUAUUUGAAAAAUGUUUAAAUAUCAGCGCCAACAGCCAGAAAUGGGUCAUAGACAUAGGAAUGAGCACUUUUUUGACCUACUAAAUUUUUACUAACUCAACUAUUUAAUUUUUCUUAGAUCGAACAUAUGUAAUAGGGUGGGUCAGAAAAAGUUUUAAGAAAUUUUCGUUUUAAUUAGACAAUGAUUUCUUCAAAUGCAUUGAACAUUGAAAAAAAAAUAAGAAAAGAUUCCUGUGUUAUUUAUGUGCUUAGCUAGGACAUCGUAAACUACAGUCCGCCACUCGUUAACAUUAAUCUUAAGAGCUGAAACUUAACAGAAUUUUUUUCGUCACUCGUACGAUAUUUUCAGGGGAUUAAGGAAAAACACAAAAAGUUUUUUUUGGCCCGCUCUGAUAUGUAUAUAUAUUUUAUUAUAUUUUAGAAAUCAAUAUUGUGUACUCAUUCGGUAAUUUAAUCAUGCAAAAUUACAAACACAUAUAACAUAGUAAUUGUAAGGCCAUAACAUAGCAACUAAUAUGAUAUUCGUAAAAAGUUUACUAAUAGCGAAUUUUCGAAGUGGUUUUUUAAAUAAAAAACAACUUUCUACGAAAUAAAAAUAAAAGUUAGUGAAAUAUAAUACAUAAAUAAAAUAACUAUAAACCAUAAUUUAUAACUUUAAGUAAUCAAACUUUCACUAGCUAACACAGAAUUUCGCUAGGAAACUCGCAUACAUAGAAGCAUCAUGAAAAAAUAAGCAUAAUAAUUAUUAAUAUCAUUUUAUACUAACAAAUAUAACAACAAAACUCUAAACAACGUUACAAUAAUUAAUGCAGAAUAAUGCAGCGGAAAAUUUAGAAAUUUUCAAACUUUUUUAAUACCGCAGCUAUCACGUGACACAUGUAUUACUUUGGCAUAUUUAUUUAGAGUUCAGUUGUUCACUUGUUUUUGUUGGCUCAGCAUUUAUAAAAUGAUAUGAAAAUAUUAAAUUGUAAUUCAUAACAUUUACACAAGCAAAUAUGUGUUUGUGUGUGUGUAAAUAAAUGUUAUGUCAUAUGUUAUGUAAAUAUGUGUACAUGAAAAUAGUGAAAAUGCAUAAAUCGCAAAACUUGUAAAUUUCUCUUAGCGAAUUAUUGAGUUGAACUCCCCUAGAAUAACUGUUAAUAGCUACACGAUUUCAAAUAGAAAAUAAUAAUUAUGAUUCUAAAUAAUUGAAAUUAAUGUAUGUGGUGUGUAAUUAAAAGAUUUGCACAAUGCUACACAUAAGAAUAAACAAAUAAACAAACAUAUACACAUUUGUAAUAACAGCAGUAACUUAGCCUAAUACAUAUGUAUGACAUGUAUGUAUAUAUGCAUGUGCAUGCAAUAUGCAUAUACCGUAAUAAAAACUGUGUAAAAUUAGCGUUUGUUAAAGUGCGAUUCUAUUUUGAAUAAAAAACUAUGAAAC
This is a messenger RNA of Bactrocera dorsalis (oriental fruit fly), 11264 nucleotides long. RefSeq lists its product as uncharacterized. The record is from RefSeq and is a predicted model, not a curated record. The transcript has 13 exons. Gene Ontology annotation, molecular function: protein binding. Bases 3121 to 6675 code for a protein of 1184 amino acids. NCBI's taxonomy places the organism in Eukaryota, Metazoa, Arthropoda, Insecta, Diptera, Tephritidae.